AUGGCGAAUAUCACCGUUGCCUCUGCUCUUGUCCGGUGCUUCGCCAUGGUCAUCGAUGCGGAAAUGCGCCAGAAGUACCCCAUCACCAUUGGCGGGUACGAACGCAACCUCGAGUCUGAAGGUGUCAAGCAGGCCUUUGGUGAGAAGAACUUUCUCAAAAAGCGUCAGCCUCACCGGGGUUCAAAACUCAUUUGA
Molecule: messenger RNA, 195 nt
Organism: Penicillium nucicola
Lineage: Eukaryota; Fungi; Ascomycota; Eurotiomycetes; Eurotiales; Aspergillaceae
Exons: 1
Coding region: 1-195 (64 amino acids)
Source: RefSeq, a predicted model, not a curated record